AUGUUGCGAGCAGUGUCGCGUCAAGCGUUCUCGCUCCUCCGUUCGAAUUAUUCGACGGCGCCACCGGCGGCCGGCGGACUCAGUGACCAAUUGCGAAAACGGAUCGACGGACUCGUGCAGAAGGACGACGUCGUCGUUUUUAUGAAGGGCACGCAGCAGGAGCCCGCGUGCGGAUUCUCCCGAAACGUCAAAUUGGUACGGGCGAAUGACGGAUGCUUUGAAAAAUCGCCCAUUUUUGCAGGUGCUCGACUUUCACAACGUCAAGUUCCAGGACUACAACGUGCUGUCGGACGCGGAACUGCGCGAGGGCGUCAAAGUGUACAGCGAGUGGCCGACGAUUCCGCAGGUGUACGUGAAGGGCGAGUUCGUCGGCGGCUGCGAUAUUCUCGUCUCGAUGCACAAAGACGGCGAGAUUAGCGAUUUUUUGGACGAGAAGGGAAUUCCUAACAAAUACGGAUCGAAAUAG
Caenorhabditis sp. 36 PRJEB53466 is the source of this 466-nucleotide messenger RNA. The record is from the annotation of a GenBank genome assembly. NCBI's taxonomy places the organism in Eukaryota, Metazoa, Nematoda, Chromadorea, Rhabditida, Rhabditidae.